UCACCUCAGAGGGAGCGGCCGCGGGGGACUCGCUCGCUCGCUCGCCGCCGCAGGUGCCUCCUGCCUGCGAAUCGCGGCGAGCCCCCGAGGGCUGGCUGGCUGGCGGGCGGGCUCCCGGGCUCCCUCCGCCGCGGGGACAGUCGGCGGGCGCGGCGGCGGUGGCGGCGGUGGCUCCACCACCUGUGGCGGCGGGAUGGCGGAGCUCGACAUCACCCCGGCGGCCGUGCUGGGCUUCCUGCAGGAGCGCGGCGGGCGGGUGCGCAACACCGAGCUGGUGAGCACCUUCCGGCCGCUGCUGGAGGCCGGCGGGGACGCGGCGGCGCGGGCGGAGCGGCGGGAGCGGUUCAAGGCGGCGGUGAACGCCGUGGCCGUGGUGAAGGAGCGCGACGGCACCAAGUUCGUCGUCCUGCGGCGGGAGCUGCGCCCUGCCCCGCCGCCGGGGGACGAUGGCGGCGCCCCCGUUCCGGCCCCCGACCCCAUCCCCGACCCCGUCCCCGACCUGGACCCUGUCCCCAUCCCCGACCCAGUCUCCGACCCCGUCUCCAUCCCCGUCCCCAUCCCUGACCCCGUCCCCACCGGACGGCUCUCGCCGGCGCCCCCCGAGGAGGUACCGUCGCCGCGGGCCGUGUCCGAGCUGCGGGGCCUCUUCCAGGGGGGCGGUGGCGGGGUCCCCCUGCCCGCCGGCGGGGGGGGGUCCCGGCGGGAGCCGCUCUCCAAGCCCUGCAUGCUGCCGGUGCGCUGCGUGCUGCCCCCCACUGCCGCCACCACCACCGCCGUGGGGCCGCCUGAGGAGCUGGGGUCCCCCUUGUCACCCCCGCAGCCAGAGGAGGAGGCCGGGUCCCGCUCGCCCGGCCUGCGGCGGGGGCCCAAGAACCAUCGGGCCAGCGAGGAGGUGGCGGCCGUGCCCCUGGAGGAGGCCGAGCACCAGUGGCUGGUGAUGGUGGCCGGUGGGCAGUGGACCCAGCAGCUCCACGGGCUGCUGCUGAGCGACGCCAGCCUGGCAGCCCGGAGGGACUUCAUCUCGGGCUUCACCGCCCUGCACUGGGCCGCCAAGAGCGGCAACUGCGACAUGGUGACAAAUCUCAUCAGAGCGGCCGAAAAGGGGGGAGUCCACGUCAACGUGGAUGCCAGGUCACACAGCGGCUACACAGCACUCCACCUAGCUGCCAUACAUGGCCAGGAGAAGAUCAUCACCAUGCUGGUCUACAGCUACCAUGCCAAGACUGACCUGAGGGACUACAGCGGGAAGAAGCCGCACCACUACUUAAAGGAAGGGACCUCUUCUGCAGUCAGGCGCUUGCUGGGGGACCCCAGCCUUUCCCACAACGUGGAGCCCUCCGUGCCCAUCAAGAAGUCUACAAAGCUUGCGGCUUCAAUCUUGAGCUCCACCAGCACUUUCCUAGGGGUUAUAUCUGAUGACAUGGCUUUCUAUGAUCUCACCAAAGGUUUAAGGAAGCCCUCGUCCUUAAACAAGCUCCUGGCUGCCACAACGGGCCCGAGGAGGAAGCCAAAGACCAGAGGGGGCUUCCCUUCAUAUUCCUCCCUCUCUGAGGUGGCGGAGGAGGAGGAAGAGGAGGUCGUCGUGAAACGCAGACCUGUUUCUGAGCUGUUCUUUGGCCACUAGACUCUGCCUUCUUGGGAUCAAAAUUGUUCAGUAAUGUGACUGGGGUCUCGAUUUUCUCGUGCAGAAGCAGCUUGGAUAUCUUCUCUCCAUGUCUGUCUUUUUGGAGGUUUAACUAAAUCAGUGACAGGGUCUGGCUCCAAAGGCCACGGGAGGAAAAGCAGCUCAGACAUCUGGAAAGGGAGCUGCCCAGGAAGUGUUAUAAAUGCCGUGUGUACCAUCAUGCCGAUGUAUUGGUGGAGACCGCAAACUUUAUACUUCACGGUUGAAAAACUAAAACAACCUCUGUGUGUAUAGACAGGUUAAAUCCUUAAGGUACAGCCUUCUUGAUCUGUGUUCCUUGGCUGGACAGCAAAAGUGAGGUAAAGAAUUGCAUAUUCUACACUGUGAACAGCAAGCUGGUAGCUGGCUACUUUACCAUGGCUUGUUAUAUAGCAGGCUUAAAUUAUUAGAGGAAAGAUGCAUAGUUUUCUAUGAUGUUUCUGAUUAUUUUGGUAACAGAAGAGGAAUAUUUCUAUUUAAAAAUAUUGUGUACUUUUUCAAAACAAAGUUUCUCGCUAUCAGAAAUACUAACAUAACAAUCUCAAUUGUUGCCUAAUGCAUUUUAUUAGAUGAACAGGUUUAAAAAAAUUUAAAAAAUCAACCCUCAGCACUCAAGUCACCAUGACCUGUCUACCUCAGUUUGAAAGCUAGGUUAGCAUUUUUAAUUUUUUUGUUCUCUUCCUGAAAGACUUUUUGACCAGGUGGUACUAACCACGUGUCUUGAUACUGUGAACAUUUAAAUGACUAUAGUUCAAUCACUUAAUCUGAAUAAAAACCUUGUUGAUAUUUGAUAGUGAAAAACUGAACUGAAAAACUGGGAAUUGGAUCCUGCAGAGUUUCUGAGCAGCCAACUGGAAACAAAGUUAGGCUUGUAUAUUUGAUUCUUUUUAUUUAAAACUUGGCCUUUGAUUUUGACCUAUUUACAAUAAAUAUUUAUAAAAAUUGGGUUUUAUGUUAUGUUAGGUGUGUGAUGAUGGAAUGUCUGCAUGACCUCUUAAAGCAAUGUUGAUCUCAACAGCAUGAAUCAUUGACCUAAAACUAACUCUUCUUCUUCUUUUAUAUUAUAAACAUAAUUGUUCUAUAUAUAGAACUACACGUAGCUCCAAAAAGCAUGUUAACUACAGGUUAAGUAAUACAUUUGCAGUGAGAUUAUUAUUUUUUUAAUUACUAUUUGGGUAAAGUUAAUGUGAAGAGGCAGAGCUAAGACCAGAAACUCUCUGACUCCUGGGGCCAGUCUGCUAAACCAUCACGCAUCACGUUUUCUCUAAAAAUGUAUCUAAAACACCUGUAUAAUUCAGAGGUGAGGAUGGUGAUGGCAAUACUGCGCUUGCUCUGCUUUUCAGCCCCAUCAGGUGUUUCGGUUUCUGUACUGAAACACUGGUUUGCAUGCUUUGCCUUUCUUUCCAAGUCAGUGACUUCAGGAAUGUUUUUUUUUUUCAGCCUUGAAUUAAGCCUAGCACUUCUAAUUGGCUGUAACUGGCUUCUCCCAAACGCUCGGCAAGGAAUGCUGUAGGACUGUGCCGAAGGUGGAGGCACUGCCGUCUUUGACUCUAAAACGUUACCCCUGGAGUUGGUGACAUUCGUUGCGAGCGUAAUCACCGAUUGCAGAGGGGUCUGAUCCACCUGCUCUCAGAACAGACUGGAUUAUUCUGCACCAGUCUGCUUCCGUAUUGAACUAAUUAAGUUGUUAAGCAAACGUUAAUGAUCAAGCACCUCAUGACUUCUAUAUCUGGAGUAGGGUUUAAAAAAAAAAAAAAAUCCUAUUUGCUCCAUCGCUGUUGGUGUGACCAUUGGCCAGAGUGGUCAUUUGAAACCUUGAUUUGUGCUGCACUGUGUCAGCUUGCAGAGUUCCAGGAAAAAAAAGUCUGUCACUCUGUUUUUAAAAGUCUUUCCAAGUUUAUUGACAUUAAACACUUUUUUUUUUUCUGCAUUUUCUGUAACCACAGAAGCAUGUGUGUGUGUUCGCGUCAUGUCUGGGGCGCUGGCAGGACUGAUGUUGCCUGGUAAAAGCAUUCCGUCUCUGUGUGAAUUGGAAACACUCUCUGGUUUGACCCAGCCUUAUUGGGAAGUUUGUUCAUUAGUUAUGGAUAUACGCUCGAUACCUGUUCAAAUCACACAACUGAAUUUUUAGUGCUGAUUCUGAGUAAAACCUACUUGAGUCGGAGGCAAGGUUCAAGGAUGGAGUGUUUUCUGUUUAAAAAAAGCCAAC
Molecule: messenger RNA, 3872 nt
Organism: Grus americana (Whooping crane)
Lineage: Eukaryota; Metazoa; Chordata; Aves; Gruiformes; Gruidae
Gene: SOWAHA
Product: sosondowah ankyrin repeat domain family member A
Exons: 1
Coding region: 194-1624 (476 amino acids)
Molecular function (GO): protein binding
Source: RefSeq, a predicted model, not a curated record